AGGAGCUGUCAUUGCUCUGCUCUUCAAGCCGAUUUCUCAUUUCCUAUCUAAAGCCAUCCAAAUUUAAACGACAAAUGUAACUGUUUAACAAAGAGACACUAUGGGAUUCUCACUAAGACGCGUUCUUGGUGUUAAACCGUCGAAAGCUCUCCCGGUGCUGCCCUUUUUAAUGACAUUGUUGCUCGUCGGGAGCCAAGGCGAUAGCAAUGCGAUGGACAACGUCGCAACAGAGAGGCUGGCUGAGGAGAGCCACCGACAGGACAGUGCCAAUCUACUCAUAUUCAUUAUGCUAUUAACACUUACUAUUUUGACUAUAUGGCUGUUCAAACACCGGCGGUUCAGGUUCCUACACGAAACUGGGCUUGCUAUGAUCUAUGGCCUACUGGUGGGUGUGAUUCUGCGCUUUGGGGUCCAUGUGCCCCAGAGCAUGAGCGAUGUGAUCCUCAGUUGCGCUGUCAACGCCAGUCCUGCUACAUUGCUGGUCAAUGUCAGUGGGCGGUUCUACGAGUACACUUUGAAGGGGGAAGUGAGCCGGGCAAAAGGUCACCAAGUGCAGGACGAUGAGAUGUUGAGAAAGGUGACGUUUGAUCCAGAAGUGUUUUUCAACAUUUUGCUGCCUCCCAUCAUCUUUCAUGCCGGCUAUAGUCUGAAGAGGAGACAUUUCUUCAGGAACAUUGGCUCCAUCCUGGCUUAUGCAUUUAUGGGAACUGUUAUAUCCUGCUUUGUUAUUGGGCUGAUCAUGUAUGGCUUUGUGUCCUUCAUGAAAGUGGUGGGCCAGCUUGGAGGAGAUUUUUUCUUCACUGACUGCCUCUUCUUUGGGGCCAUUGUAUCAGCAACAGAUCCAGUGACGGUACUAGCUAUCUUCAAUGAGCUGAAGGUAGAUGUGGAUCUUUAUGCUUUGCUCUUUGGAGAGAGUGUCCUAAAUGAUGCUGUGGCCAUCGUCCUGUCUUCCUCCAUUGUGGCAUACCAGCCAGCAGGAGACAACAGCCACAGCUUUGAGGCCAUGGCCUUAUUGAAAUCCUUUGGCAUAUUCCUGGGGGUCUUCAGUGGAUCCUUCGCUCUUGGUGUGGCCACUGGAGUUAUGACUGCCCUCGUGACAAAGUUCACAAAGCUGAGGGACUUCCCUUUGCUAGAGACAGCUUUGUUUUUCCUCAUGUCCUGGAGCACCUUUCUACUGGCUGAGGCCUGCGGGUUCACAGGUGUCGUGGCUGUGUUGUUCUGUGGAAUCACUCAGGCUCACUACACAUUCAACAAUCUCUCCCCUGAGUCUCAGGACAGAACCAAACAGUUGUUUGAGCUACUGAACUUUCUGGCAGAAAACUUCAUCUUCUCCUACAUGGGUCUGACUCUCUUCUCCUUCCAGUCACAUGUUUUUAACCCUUUGUUCAUCAUUGGAGCCUUUUUGGCUGUGUUCCUUGGCAGAGCGGCAAACAUCUACCCCUUGUCCUUCUUGCUCAACUUGGGUCGCAAGAAUAAGAUUGGAUCAAAUUUUCAGCAUGUCAUGAUGUUUGCAGGUCUGCGUGGAGCGAUGACUUUUGCUCUUUCUAUCCGAGACACAGCGACUUAUGCCCGACAGAUGAUGUUUUCAACCACUCUCUUGAUUGUCUUCUUCACUGUCUGGAUCUGUGGAGGCGGCACCAUGCCCAUGCUGUCCUUUAUGAGCAUACCGGUGGGUGUGGACUCUGAUCAAGACAACACUAGUUCAGCGGUGUUGGAUGGGUCACAGCGGAGGAACACGAAACAUGAGAGUGCUUGGCCUUUCAGGAUCUGGUAUAACUUUGACCACAACUACCUAAAGCCCCUCCUGACCCACAGUGGCCCCCCUCUCACUGCAACUCUGCCUUCUUGUUGUGGACCGUUGGCCCGAUGUCUCACCAGCCCACAGGCCUACGAGAACGAAGGUCAGCUCCACGACGAUGACUCUGACUUCAUUUUGAACGAUGCCAACGUGAGCUCCAUGUAUGCUGACGUCACCGUUACCACGGAUGCCUCUGGGUCCCGUACCAUCAACCGAAAGAGCUCCUCUGCCACCAGCACUGGUGGCGGGCCGUCUGACGAGGGUCUGGAUCAUGAGCUCUCCCUGGCGGAACAUGAAGUGGCAAUCAGGGGCACCCGUCUGGUCCUGCCCAUGGAUGAUCCAGUGGACCCCCCUACCACUGUGACACUGCCGCCACCUCCCUCCCCACCACGCUCAGACCCUCGCAGGCACAGACUCUAAGAAGGGUUGAAUUGUCAGAAAAAAGAAUCAGUCAGCAGACUAUUAAUUUAAAUGACCAACUUUUUAAGUCCUGUAACAGCUCCUCAGUGAUGGGGCAACUUAGAGCUUUGUAACAAACUUGAGGCAGGCUUGAUUUCAAUCAUAAUUUUGGUGGCUGCACCUCAUGAAAGGCAGGUACUGUAAAUCGAGCACACCUCCAGUUUUAAAGGUUGCUUAAAAUUAACUGAGAUGCACAUUUAGCCACCAGUAAUGCUUAAAAAUGUGGCUCUGGUAUCUGCUUAUAAGUCUGUACUACUAUGGUGAUCCAGCAGUUCUGUUGUCUUUACUCUAUGUAAGUCCCGACACUCCUCUGUCAGGACUUGAUCCCUGAACUAAACAUGCAGUUUACUCUUCUCUCUGUGGUGAAGUAGCUCCUGACACAAGGGACAGUAUUAGUCUAUAUUGUUUUUUUUUUAAUUUGCUCUGGUACUACUAUAAGCAACAUUAAGUGUUGUUAAAGAACAUUUUACACUGCAGAAACAUAGCUAAUCUUACUUAUCCAUACCCUAGAGGAGAGGGUUUGUUGUGAUUGGCUAAGGCAAAAAAAAACAAACAAACAAACAAAAAAAAAAUACAUGUAUACUGACAUUGUGAUGAAAAUAAGCUUCCAGUCAAGGAGUGUCUUCACUAUGUUUAAACACUGCCUGCCUCUUCUCGUUUAUGAUCAGUUUUUUCACUUUAUUUAUGUAACAGAAAUGAUUUAUUUAUGUCAUGAUUUACUUUGUUUACUCAUUAUUUAUUUAUUAUUUGUUUGAUGGCAUUAACAAAAACCUUGCCCUUUGAAACUGAGGGCUGCUCUGUGGUGACAAGCUGAUUUUGCACUUUGUUUAUUUCCAGACAAGGUACUUUUUAUGGUGGAGGUGGAGUUUGUCUUUUUUAAACAUUUGUGCAUGUUGAUAUCUCCUUUCUGUGUCGUAGCGACCCAUUUACUUUGUAUUUGGAAAUAAGAGCUUCCGUAGAUGUAAGUUAAAAACGUGGGUCUGUUGUCAGAAUGAAAUAUUAUCAGGGCUCAUGUUUAAUUCUGGGUUUAACUGUUGUCAUGUUUCUUUUUAAAAACCCUGACUGCCGUGUCUUUGUGAUGUUAAAUCAUUAAAGAUAACUGAGGGCUGGCUGAACUGUUUGAAUUAAAGUGCCUAUUCUGAUAUUCAAUUCAUAGAUGUAGAUUUGUACAUAUUUUGAUUUGCUAAUGUGCAGUAUGAAGAUCUUUCUUGAUUUUUAUAUGAAACUAAAAAAAACAACUGCUGUUAAAUAAUGUAUUUCAGUGUAAUUUGGCCCUAAAAGACUGCCUGUAGUGGUACUAUUUGUUUUUUAGUUUAUUUAAAACCUUGAAAAAAUGCAAAAGUGCAUUGUAUCUUCAUUAAUGGGAAAUAAGUACUACUUUUUGCUGAAUAUUAUCACUUUGUGAACAUAUUGUCAAUAUAAAAUCUGUUAUUUAUCAAAAUAGCUGGCAUUUAAUUUGAAUGCAACAAGAUGCAGCUAAUGUUUUUAGGCUUUUUAUUUGCCAGUGAGAUCAAGAGAACGGUACUGCUACAAAAAGGACACUUUAUUGAUACAUCCUUGAUUUCUUUCCCUCCUUGUUCAGUAACCAAGCUCUUUUGCUCUUCUCCUACUUCAGUGAGAGAAGUUCUGGUCCUAGGCUUAGUCUUCCUUGCUUUUAUUCUCUGCUUUUUGCCAAGAAGGUCUGAUUUUUUUUGACUAGUGUAGAGAUUAAUUUAAAGACAAAAUUACAUUUUAAAACAUCCAAAUGUUUGUUUUAAUACUGCAGGACUGGACAAGUUUUCUGUUUUGUUUUGAAACAUGACUUAUUAUGGAAGACUUGUGGUGUAGAUAGCUAUUAAAAGCUGCUUGUAUAGGCACUCUAAAGAAACAGUACAAGAGCAACUCUAUCUUAAAACAGCUAAACAUGUUUGUUUCUACUGCUUGUAGAAGCUGUUUCUGACAGUUGUAUUUGUGGAAAGUAUACCUGCAAUGAGUGAAUAUGUGAAUGUUUUUUUUUAUUUUAAAUGUGAACUUCUGUUGGGAGGAAAGUAUCUCUGCUCUUUUUAAAUCUCCAAUGUUAUUAACAGUGUCUCCUCUGUAAAACUUCUUGCAGUGUACUAGAAGAAAAUAAAAAUAAUU
Molecule: messenger RNA, 4375 nt
Organism: Cheilinus undulatus (humphead wrasse)
Lineage: Eukaryota; Metazoa; Chordata; Actinopteri; Labriformes; Labridae
Product: sodium/hydrogen exchanger 6-like
Exons: 16
Coding region: 101-2218 (705 amino acids)
Biological process (GO): regulation of pH; sodium ion transport; proton transmembrane transport
Cellular component (GO): membrane; recycling endosome
Molecular function (GO): sodium:proton antiporter activity
Source: RefSeq, a predicted model, not a curated record